Molecule: messenger RNA, 1620 nt
Organism: Panicum virgatum (switchgrass)
Lineage: Eukaryota; Viridiplantae; Streptophyta; Magnoliopsida; Poales; Poaceae
Product: very-long-chain 3-oxoacyl-CoA reductase 1-like
Exons: 3
Coding region: 112-1077 (321 amino acids)
Cellular component (GO): endoplasmic reticulum
Molecular function (GO): ketoreductase activity
Source: RefSeq, a predicted model, not a curated record
CCAUCCUCCCCGAUCGCAUGCAAACCGUGCACCCCCAGCAGCAGCGUUGCCCCCGCGCAACCCACGCGCAUCGCGCGCGCGGUGAUCACUGCUCAGCCCGUGUCGACCUCCAUGGCCGUGGCCUGCGCGCAUGCCCAGCCCGCGUGGGCGCUGGCGCUCGCGGCGCUCGGGCUCCUCGUGUCCGCGCGCGCCGCGGCGCGCCUCGCGCUGUGGCUGUACGCGGCGUUCCUCCGCCCGGCGAAGCCUCUGCGCCGCCGCUACGGCGCGUGGGCGGUCGUCACGGGCGCCACGGACGGGAUCGGCCGCGCGCUGGCCUCCCGCCUGGCCGCGGCCGGGCUCGGGCUCGUCCUCGUUGGCCGCAGCCCCGACAGGCUCGCCGCCGCCUCGACCGACAUCAGAGCCAGGCACCCCGGCGCCCAGGUCCGCACCUUCGUCCUGGACUUCGCCGCCGACGGGCUCGCCGGGAAGGUGGACGCGCUCGGAGAGUUCGUCCGGGACCUCGACGUCGGCGUGCUCGUGAACAACGCCGGUGCGUGCUACCCGUACGCGCGCUACUUCCACGAGUUGGACGAGGCGCUGGCGCGGGGCAUGGUGCGGCUCAACGUGGAGGCCACCACGCGGGUGACGCACGCCGUGCUCCCGGGCAUGGUGGAGCGCGGGCGGGGCGCCGUCGUGAACAUCGGCUCCGGCGGCGCCUCCAUCAUGCCGUCCUGCCCACUUCACACCGUCUACGCCGCCACCAAGGCGUACGUCGAUCAGUUCUCGAGAUCCCUCUAUGUGGAGUACAAGAGCAAAGGUAUUGACGUGCAGUGCCAGGUACCCAUGUAUGUGGCGACGAAGAUGGCGUCCAUCAGGAACCCGAGCUUCUUCGCGCCGUCGCCGGAGGCGUACGCCCGUGCCGCCAUCCGCUACAUCGGGUACGAGCCUCAGUGCACGCCGUACUGGCCCUGGCCGCACGCUCUGUGGAAGCUCGUCUCACUUCUGCCCGGCCCUGUUGCCGACAGGGUGAUCCACAACAUGGCCCUCGACGGCCGCACCAAGGGGAGGGCCAAGGACGCCAGGAAGAAGGCGCAGUGAUACUGUUACUGGCAUUCUUCCACAUCUGUGCAUGUAAUCUUAAUAUCUUAUACUUUCUCCAUCCAUAAAAAAAUAUAAUUAUAAGAUCAGUGCCGAUCAAACUAGUUCAAAUUUGACCAAAUUUAUAGUAAAUAGUAUUAGCGCUUAUGUCUUCAAAUGAAUUUAUUAUAAAAUAUACUAUAACUAAUAUAAUGGUACUUAAUUUGUACCAUAAGUGGUGUUAUUACUUGUUAUAUAAUUUUAAUCAAAAUUUAAUCUGUUUGGCUUAUCGAAAAGUAAGAAUUGCAUUCUUUUGUGGAUGGAGAAAGUAAUAGGUUGGUAUACAUUGUUUGUCUCUUCUUUUGCUACUGCCGCCCGCUCAUGUAAAAUGUGACGGUACCUUUUUUUUUGGAGGAAGAAGUGUGGUGGACAUAAAAGUAUUUGUGCCAUAUUGGUCGUACUAGCGCCGGGGUUCAGUCGUCACCCCAAACCCGGCUGAUGCAAAUGAUUCUUCAAUCAGAUGCUCCUUCAUCUAGAAUGCUGUAGUCCGAAAGCACUUUCCAG